Molecule: messenger RNA, 1011 nt
Organism: Acanthamoeba castellanii str. Neff
Lineage: Eukaryota; Discosea; Longamoebia; Acanthamoebidae
Exons: 6
Coding region: 1-1011 (336 amino acids)
Molecular function (GO): protein binding
Source: RefSeq, a predicted model, not a curated record
AUGUUUGGGAGCUGGCUGCCGGAGGAGGUGGCCGUGCGCGUCUUCCGCUGGCUCGCACCCGACGACCUCGCCCGAGCCGAGCUCGUGUGCCGCCAGUGGCACAGUCUCGUGAGCUUGUCGCCCGCCUCGUCUUCCCUCACCCCCUGGCUCUGGCGCAAGGUGCACGAGCGGCACUUUGGCGGACCGGUGCCGACCAAGAAAAAGAAGAAGAGCUUCGACCAGCGCACUUUCUGCCUUCACUCCGCGCGUCUCCUCCACAAAUAUCAGCAGAGCGCAGCAAACGUGGAUGCGAUGCUGAUGUGGGCCAUCAGUUGCGGGCACCACGCAGCACUGGCCCACAUUCUGGCCACCAGCCCGGCCGCGGUGCGCGCCUUGCCAGAGAAGCGCGACGUCUUCUUGGUGGGCGCCCUCGGCUCCGGCGACGAGCGCAUUAUGGAGCUGAUGUGCGCCCACGGCGCGCCCGUGCCGCCCCGCAUGGUCAUCGCGGCCGUGCGCCGGGGCUCUCUGGGUACCGUGAGCGUGCUGCUGCGCUUCGCGGUGCCUACACAGCAGACCGACUCCGAUGACGGUGGUGCACAGCCGCCGGCGGCCAUUACCACCCCGCUCGACCAUCUCGAGGCCCUGCUCCAGGGAAGCGGCACCAGCGCCGAGACCCUGUGGCACCGGGCCGCGGAGGGAGGUCACCUCUCGCUGAUGGCGCGCUUGGCCAAGAUCCACCAAGAGCACAGCCAGGAGAGGUAUCGUCAGUUGCUGCUCUCUUAUGGUCCACGCGGCUACACCGCGUUGCAGGUCGCGUGCUGCCAGAACAACCGGCGAGUGUUCGACUUCCUCGUUGCGGGUCACAUGUGCGACGAGCUGCUGAAUGCACCCACACGUUACCGGCCCAUCAUGUCGGCGCUGCUGCUGGCGGUGAAGCACGCCGGUGUGGAUACCACCAGGCGAUUGCUGGAGUUGGGCGCGCAAGAGAGCAACGCCGGUCUGAACUUUUCGCCCCUGCAUGUCGCGAGCUGA